Messenger RNA from Pestalotiopsis fici W106-1, 528 nucleotides. RefSeq lists its product as uncharacterized. Bases 1 to 528 code for a protein of 175 amino acids. NCBI's taxonomy places the organism in Eukaryota, Fungi, Ascomycota, Sordariomycetes, Amphisphaeriales, Sporocadaceae. The transcript has a single exon. The record is from RefSeq and is a predicted model, not a curated record.
AUGGCCGCAAUAGAUGCCGCAAACGACGAUGCAUCAGAUACAUCUAUUGGCAGCCCGAACCUGGAUACUGUGGCCAGCUGCUCGACUGUGGACGACGACCCCAAUGAUGGAUUCUGCGGUCUUCUUCCUGGCAAUACCUACAUGAUUCUAGAGAGGGAAUCGCUCCGAGCCAUGACUCUCACAAAUGAAGGAUUGCGCCUCAAGCACAUCGAGGAAGGCCAAAGCCUGAACAAUCGCUGGCUCUGUGUUGAGAAGAAUGGCUGGCUUGGUCUCCAGGAACCAAAGUCCGGCAAGUACAUUGGACACGAUGGGAAAAGCGGAGUGCGCGCCGCGGCCAAUGGGUUCCACGCGUGGGAGUACAUCACCACCAGAGACCGCCCUGGCGGCGUCUAUCAGCUGCUCGUUCCGCAUUGGUGGGAGGCGCUUAGGGUUAUCGUCGUUGCCGAGGACGGUGAAAGUCUGAUUACGCGACAGCACGGAGAGACGCUCUGGAGAUUUCUCAGGACAUCUGGAACAGGAAGCAACUGA